Molecule: messenger RNA, 2244 nt
Organism: Verticillium alfalfae VaMs.102
Lineage: Eukaryota; Fungi; Ascomycota; Sordariomycetes; Glomerellales; Plectosphaerellaceae
Product: hormone-sensitive lipase
Exons: 2
Coding region: 1-2244 (747 amino acids)
Biological process (GO): triglyceride catabolic process
Cellular component (GO): cytosol
Molecular function (GO): triacylglycerol lipase activity; sterol ester esterase activity
Source: RefSeq, a predicted model, not a curated record
AUGCUGGACCACGUCCUCGGCAGGCCAUCCGUCAAGUCACGGCGCCUCCAGGUCCUGACUGUCCUAGCAUUCUGGUCGGCUUACAUGUAUCGAGGCCACAAACAUGGCCCGGCCUUUGUUCGUUUUCUCUCCAGGUUUUGGAGCAAACGCCUCACGGCAUGGCAGACGGUCGUCCUGACCAUGAUUUACCUCUACGCCGCCCGCAACUUUAGCACUCUUUUUGGCCUGGCCAGCCCCGAGCCAAUGUCGAACAUGUACGAGAAGGCCUACUUCCGCGCCACCUGGGUUCUGACUGCCCUCGACGCCGGUUUUUGGACCGCCAUGAGGAUACGAUCCAAGUGGCUUCGCGAUAUCGCCAGCGUUGUCUUCUCCCUCUUUUACAUGGUCGCCGCCGAGAGAGCCGACGAGAAGGUGCGCAAGGUUCGGGGCAUGUUGACCGUCGAGCACCUUCGUGUCUCGUGGAACAAAGGCACAACACCCUACAUCAGCUUCUUCCAAGGCCUCAUGCGACCGCGUCUUACGCGAUGGCCGCCGCGCGCCGUCCGCAUCCCGCGACCCGCCGGCAGCGACUAUACCGAUCCCGUGUCUGCUUGGCUGUAUUAUGAUGGUCCACUGGCCGACCUCGAGCGGCACAACAAGAUCGUCCUCGAUAUCCCUGGUGGUGGCUUUGUCGCCAUGGAUCCACGAUGCAACGAUGACAAACUCUUUGCUUGGGCCGUCAAAACGGGUCUUCCGGUUCUCAGUCUCGACUACAAAAAGGCACCCGAAUUUCCCUACCCAUAUGCGCUCAACGAGUGCUUUGAUGUCUACACAACCAUCAUCAAGAGCCGCGGCCGCUGUAUUGGCAUGUCCGGCAAAGACAUACCCACGUUGGUCCUCACGGGCGACAGCGCCGGAGGGAACCUGGCCACAGCCACCACCCUCAUGAUCAUUGAGCGCACGUCGCCACCGAUGAACCGGUACUUCAACCAGGGUGACCUGCCUCUGCCUGACGGCCUGGUUCUGUUCUAUCCAGGUCUUGAUAUGAAUAUUGGCAAUUGGAUGUCUGACGAGCAGAUGUCUCUGAUGAAAGAUCGUCGCAUGCGGGGCACCAAUAAGUCCAUUAUUCGCCGCAAGAGCAUGCAGUACAAUGAUCUCGUCGGAACCCCGCAUCAGUCUGAUGACGAAGACGAAACAACGCCGCCGAAGCAUCCGUCUCUCAAUCUCAGGGCUGUCAAGAGCCCGGUAGGCGACACCGCAAAACAACCUCUCCAGAGUCCACAGCCGGAAUACUCACAUAGCGGGCCUCGAAACCUGACCAGCCCUGGCGCCUCGUCGACGGCUGCUGCUGCUGCUACCGCUGCCGCAUCCUCUUCUUCUCCCGCAACCGAAACACUCAGCCGAAAGAAGAGCACGUCCCACCAUGCCGAACCACUUCGUACCCGCCUCGCCAUGUCAUCUAUGAUCUCGUACUUCAAUGACCGUGUUCUCACGCCUGAGAUGAUGCGUGCCAUGAUCAUCCUUUACAUCGGCCCCCACAACCGCCCAGAUUUCAGCCAGGACUACUUGCUCUCGCCUGUUCUCGCGCCCGAUGCUCUGCUCGCCAAGUUUCCCAAGGUUCACUUCCUCACCGGCGAACGCGACCCGCUCGUCGACGACACCGUCAUCUUUGCAGCGCGCCUGAGACAGGUGAAAGAGGCAAUGUGGGAGCAGCAGCGGGCACACGAGGCAGACAGGGACGAGUCGAGGAAGGGCACGCGCAGAGACAACUUCAACGAAAAGGACGUCGCCGAGGUGGCUCUUCUGCCGGGUGUCUCGCACGGGUUCUUGCAGUUCCCGACCGUCUAUCCUCCGGCAUGGGGGCUGAUCGACCGGUCCGCCGAGUGGAUUAGCGACAUUUUUGCUCAAGCAGAUGGCGGACGGCGAAGGAGGACGCGCGAGCAGAAGCUCGGCAGGCGACAGGUGGACGACUUGUCGGCCAAGGCCAAUGGGUCGGGCAAACACCACUCGCGGACCCUCACGGAAUCGAGCGCAGACGAAGACCGGCCGCUGGAGAUCGCCAUGACAAGGGCGGGGCGUGGCAGGGAGCGGACCCGGGGCGCGGGAAGGGGCAAGGGUAAGGAGGUGGCGUAUGAAGAUGCACGGGACGCGGAGGCGGGCGUAGAGCCCAUCGACGAGGAGCGCGACGGAGAGACAAAUGGAAGAGUGAGGCAACGACAGGCCGUGAGGCCGCGGAAACGGGACGACGGGAAAGAGCUUGAAUAA